AUCAGGGUCUUCAGUCCGUCUCCUGGAUCAGGGCGAGACGAGUCCUGAUCUUUGCACAGGGAGAACAUGCAAACUCCACACAGCACAGCCAGUCCGCCUGACCGGCCUGUUCAGGUUAUUGGUCCAGUGUUCUGUAAAAAAUACAUGAAACAACAUUCUUCCUGUCUUCUUCACUCUUCCUGACCGCCGGCUGCUCUUCUGUGGUAACUGACAUUCCUGAUAUGGAGACGAGAACCAAACAGCAGAAAACAUCCUGGUGUGCCGUUCCGAAAAGGUCCCCCCACAACGCAGACGUGCUUCAAACUGGCACCGGGCGGGACCAGAGCGAUUCCUCCUGUCUGAGGCGCCGUGGAGGACGCGGUCCGUCCGUCCGUCCGUCCGUCCGUCGUACAUGUCCGAGCAGGUCUUCAGCUCUUCUCUUCCAUAAGGUAAACCGUGCUGCAGCAUCUCCCUUUUCCCAGGAUGCUUCUGGUCGCGGCCUUCGCUCUCCUCGCGGCUUCGGCAGCUUAUCGUGAGCCGCUCUUUCUUCUGCGGCCUUCUCCCUUUCAUGCACUGCUGUUUUGAUGCUCUGCGUGUUUCUUCCAGCCGUUGAGAAUCAGCGCUACUCCUUCAUCCCUCCGGUGGGGGCGCACAGGGGCUCGGCGUACAGCAUCACCGGGGAAGGGAGGAUUACGGCCGUACGGGUUUGGGAGAGAUACUCAAACUACAUCUCAGGCGUCCAGUUCCGCUACGGCUCGGUGCGGUCGGCGGUGGCCGGUCAGCCGUACGGCGCCGCCCUGGAGAUGGCGCUGUUCGACGGCGAGGCCAUCACGCAGCUGUCGGGGAAAUACUCCUACUACCUGCAGUCGCUGGUGUUCGCCACCAACAUGCGGCGCUCGCUGCUGGCCGGGCGGGUCAGCUCGGCGCCCACCGCCAUCGGGACGCACUGGGCCGUGACCGGAAAUGGCACGGCGCCGCCCGGGACGCUCUGGAACGUGUUGGCGUGAAGGGAGGAAGCCGACAUGAAUUACACUGCUGGAAUCACCGUUUCUCCUCCUGGUUUUAACGUUAUGAUGGU
Salarias fasciatus (jewelled blenny) is the source of this 1057-nucleotide messenger RNA. RefSeq names its product zymogen granule membrane protein 16-like. The coding region runs from base 564 to 986 and encodes 140 amino acids. The record is from RefSeq and is a predicted model, not a curated record. The transcript is spliced from 2 exons. Lineage: Eukaryota; Metazoa; Chordata; Actinopteri; Blenniiformes; Blenniidae.